AUGAUGAAGAAUGAUUCAAACAACAAAAAGCUCCUUCCUCUUUUUCUAGCGCUCUUGGCCAUUUUUCUAUUUGACAGAGUUUUUGAAAAGUGCAAGGUUGCUGUUUAUGACAGAGAAACACCGAUCGUUUUUGUCGGAGGAGUCAAGGGCUCUGGGACAGAAUACAUUCGCGACUUACUGAACACUUCAAAAGACAUCAAUUGUCAAAAAUCAACCAUUGGUUCUCCAGCCCUCUUAUGGAUGGCAUUCAACGAACUGCGGCGAGAAAAGGAAAUGAAGCGACUUCAUCUUGCUGGAAUUUCUGAAGAGUUGAUGUUCAAAGCCACUGGCGAGGGAAUACUAGAAAUCGUCUUUGGAACAAGGCAGGCGAAGAUUCCUUUCGCAAAUGCCCUCAUCAACGACCGGGAAAACAUCUACCAAACCGACGCAAAUCCGCCUGUUUUAAAACUCUCCCGCUUCCGAGACGGCCUGGUCUACUGGAAUGAAACUGUAACAGUCGUAGACGAGUACUGUAAAAAAUACCAAAAGCGAUGUCUUACGAUCGAAUAUGAAAAUCUCCUCGACCAUUCCAACGCGAUCGCUAGAAAAAUUGGGAAAUUCUUGAAAACAGAUCUUGACAAAAGCUGGAAGCCAAAUCCGCUCAAAACUUUUUCUCCCAAAAACCGCGGCGCUUCAAAAGAGCUCAAGAAAGUGCUCCAAACUUAUGGAAAAGAACUGACUAAUCGAGCAUUCUUCCAGCUCGCGAAUUUUGGAUGGGAAGACAAUUUGAAAUACGAGGAAAAUUUUGAAUCAUUCGAGAAGCCGAAUGCUGAAAUGACAAAAAAAGAAAAGGAGAUUGUAAAAGAACUCGUAGAAAAUGUGAAUUUGGAUCGAUAUCAAAAUAUAUUGAAACUGAGUAAUUAUGAAAAACUCAUUCGAUUUUACAGAAAUUUGUAA
Molecule: messenger RNA, 936 nt
Organism: Oikopleura dioica
Lineage: Eukaryota; Metazoa; Chordata; Appendicularia; Copelata; Oikopleuridae
Source: the annotation of a GenBank genome assembly